GGCAACUUUCUACGAGCCCCUUUCUUCCCCUUCUCUACAAGAACCAAAGAGAUCUGCAGCUUCUUCAAGUUGGUGUCAGUACUGCCGAACGCGAUGGACUCUGUUGAGUGACUGUGAAGUGAUUUGUACUGAUUCAGGAUGUGGAUUAAGACGAUAGUGUUAGUAGGCUGCGUCCUCGCGACCUUGGGCGCGGAAGAGCAACGUUCGAAGAAGAAAGAAGAUCCUCGAGGCAAACGCAAUCUCCAGUACUUGGCUCACCAUUACAACGGUCCUCAUUCCUACCGACUGGAAAGGCGGAUAUCCACGGGUUCCCAAAUUCCAUCAUUGUACCAUUCUCAGUUCUUCCCAGGUCCUAGGUCCUACUCGCCGUAUCACAAAGGUAGACCACAUUCUCUAUAUCCGCCUCCUUAUGCCGUUCAAAUGGAACCUCUCGUCCACUACUCGCAACGAGAUCCUUUGUACGAUACUAACACUUUAUCCCUGAAUGCAGAUGGCCAAGACGACCUCUUAACCGAUAAUAACCACCUUAGUGAGAACGUUUACGGGCCCCAAAAGCACGUCGUCGAAAGACCGGUCUACAUUAAAGAACCCGAACCGAUCAUUGAGAUUAUUAUCAAGGAAUCGAACGUUACUUUGCCGCCGCCUCCAGCGCCACCCACACCGCCACCGAAGAAAAAGGAACAAGUGCAAGUGUUUUACGUCAAGUAUAAGAAAAAUCCCAACGGACAUGGAAAAGAAACUGUGGUUUAUGAUAAACCGAUCCCUGCUAUCUCGCAACCAGUGCCAGAGGAACACGAAGAACCCCAAACUUACCACCACCAUCACCAAGAAGUUGUAACAUCACCACCUCCACCCAGUACAACUCUUCGUACGAUUAUUCGACCCGAUUCAGAGACUUAUCACAGUCCCAGUGGCGUCAAAGUCACCUUUGGAAAAGAAUCCUUCGAUUAUGAUAAAAGAUCAAGCAAACCUGAAGAUCUGAAAGCUUCACCUGGUGAUCACAGAUCAGUGCAGUUCCCUCAAGGAAGACAAUUAUCUUCGUUUCCUCCAAGUGUCCCCCGAAGACCCUCUAAUCACAAUUUCAACCCUUCAACAAACACGCGUCAACCUCAACCUUACCGACCAUUCAACUUCUUCAGACAACAAAAUUAUCCUCGGCCCAACCCUCAACAGUACUCAACUUUACCCAAAUUUCCCGAAUUUCCUCAACCCUCAAAAACCAAUCAACGGUUUCCUCCACCAAGACCGGUCCCACCUCAAUUCCAACGCCAACCAGUGCCUUACCAACCAUUUGAGGCUUUGAGGACUCAACCGCCGAUCCAGUUCAGGCCUCAAACUCACUUCCCGAUAACUCAAGCACCUCCGAUUACGGAAAAACCGGUGCAUUUCAACCAGUUUAGACCUCAGAAACCAUCAGGACAACAAUAUCACACCCUUCCUCAAUUUCACCAAGAACCGAGUCACAAUUUCCAACAAAGACCAAUUGAAGCUCAAUUUCACCAAAGACCGGAACCUCAACCACAAUUUCAACAACCACAACAAAGGCCGGAGCCUCAACAUCAACCACAAUUUCAACAACCACAACAAAGACCGGAGCCUCAACAUCAACCACAAUUUCAACAACCACAACAAAGGCCUGAACCUCAAUUUCAACAACAAUUCCACAAUCAACCUAGCAUUAUACCCCCUGGGGGCGAACUAAUUCAAUCUCUUCCUAAAUUCGAGCAACAUAUUUCAGUCUCAGAACCUAGUUCUUCCCAGUUUCAAUAUAAACAACAAGAGCCACAACAACAGUUCCAGUAUCAACCACAAUCCAAACAACAGAAGCCUCAACAACAGUUUCAAUAUCAACCACAACCCAAGCAACAAGAACCACAACAACAGUUCCAAUAUCGGCCACAACCCAAGCAACAGGAGCCACAACAACAAUUCCAGUAUCAAUCACAACCCAAGCAACAAGAGUUCCAAUAUCAACCGCAACAAUCGUCAAUUCAACUUGAAAAACCCAAACAACAACAACCUCAACACUCCCCUGAUCAACUUCAACAACAACUACGCGAAGCUAACGCUUUCCAGGAAUCAAUCCGGCACUCCUCACCCCAGUUUUUCAACUUUCAACAACCCCAACACAAUUAUUUCCAAACAUCCACAACUCCUAGACCAACAACUCCCACGAGUACAACAACGCAAGAACCGGAAAAACCAUCCACGACGACUAAAGACCCCAAAGUGUUGAAUGCACAACUUCCAGAUGAAGUUCCUGAUGAUCUCCGCCAACAACUCCUCUCGUCUGGAAUUCUCAACAAUGCGGAUAUUUCCGUUUUGGAUUAUGAUAAAGUCGGGGAUAUUCCACUUUCGGCGCUUCCUCCAGACCAGUUGGCUAAUUUCUACAGUGCCGGAGGGGCUCAACAGAUAGGAGCUGGGAGUGAGCCAGUGCCGGCAGUGGCGGAGAGACAGUUCGAUGCGGAAGCUUCGGAGAUACAUGCUGUUACUGCCAAGCCAGAGGUGCAGAUGAAAGUUGUGAGAUAUGACCCGGAAAGUGAUCGGGGUCAACAAGUACAAGAAGCGUAUGUUAAAGAUGAUGCCACGCAGGUGGAACCGGUGGUGCUUAAUGACGACAAAUAUAACAGAUAUUUGCCACUGAAGGUGAGCGGCGCCCAAUUCCCCAUCCCCGACGUCCCCGAACUGAAAGGGAAGAAAAUUUCCAGUGUGGUAGUCCUAGCCCCUGUCAAAUACGACUUUUCUUCCUCACGACAAACUCGUGACGCGAAAGAAGAGGAAGUCGAGUUGGUGGAAGGCCAAUUUCUGAAAGAAUUACUCGAAAAUCCUUCCAAAGAAAACUUCAAAAAGUUCCUCGAAAACGAAAAUCGCACCCGAAGCGACCGACAGGCGGUGAUUCUCCUAGUGACAGGGCCAAACGAAGAAGCCAAAGACCGCGAAAUCUUCAUGUACGACCUUGCGACCCAGACUGUCAGCAAACUAAACGGGGAGUUGUCUAGCGCCUUCGUCAACGCCGCCGAGGCGAACUCUGUCAAGGACACCAAAGCGUCGGCGUCGGAAAUAGUCGAGACUCGGGUUCCUUAUGACCUUGAGACCGAAGCCUCCGAGCAUGUGGCAAGCUUCGUCGACGUGUCUGGAACUCCACUCGAUGAUGACUUAACUGCGAGUGAAACACGGGUUAGCAAGACUGGAGGGGCGCCCUAGAAGGGCCAUCUGCGGGUUAAAGGUCAUAAGGAAGUUCGCCUCCGGCUAACACAACCUCAAGUGCGUAUUAGCAAAAAUUUUAUUUAUUGAGACGUUAUUUUCAAACUCGACUCUGUUCUUUGGUUUCCGUUUUUGUCAAUAUCGCCGAGGUUGUGUCAGCAGUGGUCAACUUUUUUAUCAGUGGUUAGAUUUAGGACGGGUCGAGGGGCCCUUUGUACAGUGUAUGAUACUAAAUGUAUUACUUUUUAUAAUAAAGAUUUUGUAAGAA
Tribolium madens (black flour beetle) is the source of this 3472-nucleotide messenger RNA. Its product is annotated as extensin-like. The record is from RefSeq and is a predicted model, not a curated record. The transcript is spliced from 4 exons. The coding region runs from base 139 to 3204 and encodes 1021 amino acids. NCBI's taxonomy places the organism in Eukaryota, Metazoa, Arthropoda, Insecta, Coleoptera, Tenebrionidae.